Doryrhamphus excisus (bluestripe pipefish) is the source of this 7134-nucleotide messenger RNA. Its product is annotated as ligand-dependent corepressor. Gene Ontology annotation, molecular function: DNA binding. NCBI's taxonomy places the organism in Eukaryota, Metazoa, Chordata, Actinopteri, Syngnathiformes, Syngnathidae. Gene Ontology annotation, cellular component: nucleus. The record is from RefSeq and is a predicted model, not a curated record. Gene Ontology annotation, biological process: regulation of transcription by RNA polymerase II.
CUUGCCGUGCGGGUGCCCGCCACCGGAGAAGAACGACAGAAAAUGGCGAGUCAGUGUAAAAGGCAGCAAUGCUCCAUCGACAGGCGCGGCUUUCGGCAGGAACUUGACUCUUGGCGGCACAAACUCAUCCACUGUGUAGGUUUUGAGAGCAUUCUUGAAGGUCUCUUUGGCUCAGAGCUGGUAGAAGACCUACAGGUAUUUAAGGAUUUGGAGCCUGUAGCAGGGUCUGACUGGUCAUUUGAUGAAAAUUGUUUAUUCUGCUGUUUUAGACGAGAUAAAGUAAAGGAACACUUGAUUGGCUUAAGUAGUGAGGAGAGUCUCCAAGAUCCGCUCAAACCUCUCCUGGUGAAAGAUCAGACCACCAUCAGCAGAUUAGAGAAGCAAGCAGAGGAAUUUCUAAAUGCAGUCCUUUCUAAUAAAGACGUGCCAAGUUUCUCCGACCCACACAUCCCAGUAGUGGCGCGAGAGAUCCUCCAGAGAAUGAUCCGACAGUUUGCCACCGAAUAUACCUCAAAAACCAGCCCUCCUCAGGAUAGUAGCUCAGAACCCCAGCCAAGCUCUGACCAAAGUCCGAAGACCCCAGCCAUGAGUUCUGGGGUUCCAACCAGCAGCCCGUCUGCCGUCAUAGCGGGGCCCGCGCACAGUCACAACCCCGUCCUUAGCAAGCUCCUCAUGGCGGACCAGGACGCCCCUCUUGACCUCACAGUCAAGAAAACCCAGUCUGAGCCCAGUGAGCAAGAGGGAGUCCUUGACUUGUCCAUCAAAAAGAGUCGCCAUAGCAGCAGUUUGCCAGACCACAGUCCAUGCCUUUCUCCUAAGGUGUCCACAAUCAAGGGUGAGUGUGCAGUCUUGCCUAUUUCAAAGGCAAAAGAGCUGCAGUCCACCUCGACACUGGAACAGUUCAUGGCCAAACUCUGCCGCCACCAUCAGAGACAGAUUGUCGACGCCAUAGGUUUCUUACAGACGGAGGUCAAGGCACUGGCGUCUUUAAAGACACAGCAAACUAAUAACUCCAUUUCUGAAAGGGAACAGGGAACAACCUGCUCCACCCCUGUAACCACCCCUGAGAAGUCAUCCUUUGAGUUUAGGAUUUCUGCUGAAUCCACGCCCAAAUCUCAAAUCCUGGAUAUGUCCUCUUCUAUCCAAAGCAAUAAUGUGACGGAAAAUAUUCCAGAGACUGUAGUUCCAUUGACGUCUGUUCCUGCUAGCCCUGUGUUGGAUCUUCAUAGGCCUGAAUCCGGGAGCAACGAGACUUUGGUCACCCCUGCAGGCACUGACGGCAACCGUCAAGGUGACCAUGCUCCUCUUAAGAUGAAAAUUAUGAAAAGCACUAAUGUCGCUGCUGGUAAGAAGUUAUCUUGUGUGCUGACAACCUCCCUAGCAUCUGACUCUGGUACAUUGGAGCCCAGACAAAAUAACUCGAAUUUAUCCAACAGGACAGAGACACAAAGUGCUAGACUAAGCUCCUCACUGAAAAGACAUAAUCUGCUAAAUCACUCGCCUUCUGCGAGACCGAGAGGGGCUAUGUGGCGUACCAAGGAUGUACCAAUGAAAGAGUUUUCCCUUCCUGUGGCUAAUACUGCAGAAUCACCACGAACUGCCAGGAAAACCAUCCGCCCAUCCACCCAUCAACAAAGUAGACAUGCUCCUUAUAGGAUGGUUGAUCCUGAUCUUGGCAACUGCGACAUUGUUUACAUUGACAAACCUAUUACAGAAUGCUUCAAAGAACAACAGCGUAACUUGCUUCCCCGCCGCAACGCCCGGAAAAGCACUAGGGGACAUUUGUACACAGAUGAAAUUUGGGAGUUAAAAACUGUUCGCACGUUGGCAGGAAGGGGCAACUGUCCUAAUCCGAUGCCAGAGUUGAUCACAUUGGUAACUCCAAAACAGGUUCUUUCAAAGCCUGAAGGUGUCCCCCCAGUGGAUAUGCCGUUUGCUGGAGCGUGUAGAGAGACAAUGAGUGAGCAAAUGUCCUCAGAAGAAUCUGACGAAAGGGUAAUACCAGGAACAGGUGACGUGGUGGAGGUAGCAGCUCAUGAAGCAGACAUUAUAGUAGAAACCAGUCAAACCGAUCAGUGUCAGAACAAGUUAGAGACCCCUCAACCUAUAAGGCCACAAUCUGAGAACGUACAAACAAAUAUUAGCACAGAUGAUCUCCAAUUACAAGAGCAAACAUCUUCUGAGUGCAAGAAAACAGCGGAAGGUCAUGAAAAUGUUGAAUUUGAAGCACAAAAGGAAAAAGAGCCUGAACCUCAACAAACCGAAGCAACCACAACAGUAGUGUCCGAAACAACAGUCGAACCAUCAGAGGAAGUCAACACAGUAGAAGCUGAAGUUGAGAUUCUGUGUAAUAAAAUACACGACAGUGAGGCUACACUCCCCUCAAGCAGACAAUCACCAAUGGAUCUGGAAAAGGAGAACGAGAAAGACAAUGACAGACCCCAGGAACCGAUACCGGAGGAACAGACAUUCUCUGAUAACUAUGAAGCGACUGAAAAAUCUUUGACCUCAGAAUUAGUCAAGGAGAAGGUGUCGACUGAGCAACAAAGUACAGCAGAUGAAAGUGAUGUGCCUGUAUCAACAUUUGAAGAAGAUGAAUAUGACCUUUCCUCAAAGACAAUGGAUACACUCCUGAAGGAAUUACCCCCUUGGCGUAGGAAAAGAGGCACCGUGAUCUCUAUGCCAAAGAGGUUGCGUCAGUUGGAGACAGUGAUCGUCGGCUAUGUUAAUGGGAGACCCAUAUCAGCCUCUGACAGGAGUCUGCGCCGUAGAUUAAACAGUGGCACACCACCCACUAAAACCCCAGUAAAACAAAGCCAGAAAGUUCCCAAAAAAGACAAAGCUGACUUUCUAGAAACCAUGAACCUAGAACCAAAUACAACUGAAGCAGUCGUAUCCACAGAAUCCAUUGUGACCACACCUGAACUUCCUUUAGUGGCAGCUUCGGAGAUACCUGAAAACCCUAAAGUUAAGAUAUCCCCCAAAUCCAAACCAAUCCAAAAUCAAGACCAGAAAGUUGAGCUAGUUGUUUCCGGCACUGAAACCAAACGACAACUAAGGUCAGCCAUUCAGAAAAAUUCUGAAAAUCUUCUGUCAGAUUUUUCUCUGAAUUCCGUCACAACAGCUACUUCAUCCCCUCCUUCCCCUGAAGCCGUGCCCCCCAUUUCUCCUCCUUUGAUAUGUUUGACUUCACCUGCAGUUCCUGAACAGGCUUCACUGAGCCAAGAGACAUUGUUGGAGGUAAACGGUGAAAAAACUCAAUCAACAAUCAGCAUUUCAGAAGAAGUCCAAAGUAUCUCAGUCCAACAAAAGUUAAGAUCGUCAAAGAUCGUAGAAGAAGAAAUUCAAAACGAGACUCAGGAUGAUGUGGGGUUAUCAUGUCCAUUGGAGGAUGAGACUGAAAUGCAAAAAAGGGUGACGCCAUCAAAAGGAAAAAGGGUUCUCAUAAUGGAACCUUCAACAGAAACACAGAAACCAAAUGCAGUAUCUUUACAGAAACAUAUUGCAAGUUCACCAGGAGUUGACAAGCCCACGAGAAUGCCACUGAGGAGUGAGAGCAGUAAGGCCGACACUACCUCCCAACCUGUCCUCCAGGACAACAAAAAGCUCUCUUUGCGAUCCCAGAGGUUGGUUUCACCGUCUUCCAGUGUGCUCCCUGUAUCUGGAAAGAACACUGACGCGGUGUCACCUACCAGAACACCUCCAUCAAAAACUCAUAUCAGGUCAUCUCCAUCAACAUCUGUUCUGCCUCGGAGCUCAGCCUCUUCUGUCAUGUCACCAAGACUGGAACCACGAAGACAGACCAGCAAGUUCUUGGAAGCACUGAAUGGAGAAGAAAAUCAACAACUGCUCACCGACUUGAACCUCAAAUAUGAAAAGAUGCAGAAAGGCUGGCUGCAAAUGGACAGAGAUGGUCAGCCAGCAGCAAAAUAUAAAAACAAAUCAGACAGACAAGCAGCUAUAUGGAAGAGUAAACGCAGGGCCCGCAAGCCAAAGACUUUAGAACCACAGAAGUAUUCACCAGUUCAAAUGCUCUUCACCAAGGACUUUAAUCUUUCCAGUAUUUGUCGCUGGUUCCUGGAAUCAACAGAAACCCAGUCGCUUGUCAUUGUAAAGAAAAUAAACACACGUCUUCCGUCGGAAACUCAGCUGUGCUUCCACAGCUCGUCCAAUUCAUCGGGGGUCUCUCAGGGCGUUUUUCCAAGCUUACAGGCGGAACGCUUAAAGAAACACUUGAAAAAAUUUGCCAUUGCCUCUCCUGUAAAAAGUAACCCCAAGAGUCAGAAACUCAUUGCAAAAACACUGGAGCAAGAAACCUCAUUGAUCAAAGGCAAAGAGAGACGAGAACUUCCCAGCGCCGCUCAAACCAAUCACACGCACGCAAGACUGGAUGCUGGUGGACACACCAACGAAUCUCAGAAACCUCCUGCUAAGCCAAAGAAUCCGGCCAGUGCCAGGAUUUUGAGGAAAUACUCCAACAUUAGAGAAAAGAUGCACGUCCAACAAACAAAUGUUCGACUGAAAUCUGUCUCUAAAAACCUAAAACCGAACGGCUUAAAAACACUAACCACAGAACCUGCUGUCAAUCCACCUCAGAAGGCACCCAAACUACCCUUACCUGCAAAGCCAGUGAAGGCAACAAGAAUAGCAAGGAGAAGAACAUUGGCUCGAAGAAAGUCUACAAGACUUCGAGCUGUUGAGGCUCGGGCCAUGAACCGAGUCAAAAGGUGUUCGCAGAGGCUGAAUUCUAUGAUAGAUUCAUCAAAAAUCCAAGCAGACAAAAAGACAUCAGAAGUAGACAAAGAUCGUGAAAAGUCCUCCUUGAACAAAGUCAACUCUGGUAAAAAUCAAGUCAACGAAUCACCGGAACGAAAAGAAGUUGCUUCUGAAGCGGACAGGAAGCCUCCGAUCGCACCCGACCAAGUGCUGACCAGGUCACAGAAGAAUAUGAAAGCAACGUCGAACGAUAUCUCCAGUCAUGUGACAAAGAUCUCCAAGAUGACAAAGCAGCGUUCUUCUCUCAAGUCCAUCAGGAAGGCUGAGGGAAUCACAAGAAAAGCUGCUGUGAAGAGAAACCGUAACGCCAUGUGGUCGCGUACGAGAGCUCAGGAGCUGCGAGCUCCGCCGGCGAAGCGUACCAGGAUGUCACGGUAAAUCUUGUUUAUUUUAUUACUUUUUAUCUGGAAUCUAUUCAGAAGGACGUCCGAACCAAACUAUGGACUUCAGUAUGCAAAUGCUUUGGAGUGACAAAUAUGUUUGUGGGUGCUUCAGGGACUGCACAAAGAUGAAAUUUCGUUUUUUUUUUUCAAGAAUUUUUGAGUCUAUGGCUUCAAAGUGACACUAAAUAAUUUUCCCUCCAUGUUUUUUUUUUCCCGUCAUCUUAUUGAAAGCUUUGCAGUCUCGGGCCCGCCUUCCAAUCACAGCCGAGUGAUCACGGGACUUUUGUGACCAGGUGCCUUAUUUAUGAAGUUCAAAGAAUGUCUUUCCAAAUGUGAACUCUCCUCUUUUUUUUUUUUUUUUCGUUUUUCCACAGCGUAUGCAAAUAAUUUUCUUGUGUUGACUUACAGUAGCUGACAGGUGUAUUUUUCUACAGCAGUAACUUUAUUUUAGUUGCAUUACGAUAUUUAAACAGAAGUUUGAGUAUUUGUUCCCCCCAUCUGGUGAAGUACAAUACUUUAUUUACUUUAGUGAUCCGUCUUUUUUUGUGGGGGGUGAGGUUUUGAAUUUAAGGUAGAUUGAAGAACUGGGGAGCAGUUUCAGACCAUAGUUGAGGAACGAACCACUUUUCUGUGCACGGAAUGAACACCUCAUGCUAAUAUCCAUGUGUAACUUGUGAAUAACGGUCCCUCUUUGUCGCUCCUCAGGCUCCCUUAAAGAGACACACACACACUUUAUUCUGGAAAAUCUAUCAGUUUUUGGCUUUAACAGAUAAGUUGAUGUUAGUUUAUAUUUUUGGUUAAACCUGCCAGAAAGACCUCUGGAACUCCUCAAAGUACGUACGCAUUAUACUUUCAAACAACCCCCCCGUACUCCACCCUACACGCAGCAUUAGUGGAACAUUCCAUGUUUAAUUAUUCAACUUUGUGAACCCUCUGUGAUACCUUCCGUGCUGGUAGCUGACUAUGGUCAAUUGAAAAAAAAACAAAACAUUUUUUAUUAUCACUGUUAUUUUAUUCUGGAAAUCCUUACAUGUACAGUCUAUGCCGAUCUUGUUUGUGGUCUUUUUUUUUUUUUUUUUAAUUAUUGUUAUUUAAGAGCUGUGCGUCACCUCCUCAAUGUAGCCCAUCUGAACCAGUCCACCAAAUAUUCAAACUUGAACGUGUUUAUUCUCUACACUUGCUAUUUAAGGAUUUUUGGGGGAGGGGAUUUUGUAUAUUAGAGAGAAGUGCUUUAUUUGUGGUAAUCCCAACAAUGAAUCAUCACGUUUAUGUAAAGGUUGUAUUUUUGCUGGAGCUGAUAUAAAGAUGGAAGAAUUUUAUGUGUUUUAUUCGACUCAUUCUCAUUCAAACUUGUAAAGGGUUUUUGAAAAUUUCUAUUUAUUAUUUCUAUUCUUUCAUAAUUUCAACAGUACUCAAUUUUCAAGUUAAACUUAUUUUUUAUUUGUCUCUUUAUGUAAUGUUAGGUAUUACAACAAUUCUCAUGUGUACUUUUCCGUGUAAUAUUACACUACAUGAAACGCAACAUUUAAUAUGAUAUCAAAUAUGAAUUAAAAAAAAAAUCUGCCCUUUGACAAAAGGACCAGCUAACAUCAUAACAGGAAAGAAUGUUGACAGAGACAAAGGAUGGCGACACCUCUCAUUAUCACUGAGUGAGAAUAAGUACCUGCAAGGUACUUUCUCAAAGGAGGAUGCUGCUUGGUAUCUUUGUUUUUCUUCUGUUAACUGCAAGGAAACAUGUUGUGCAGUCAAAAUUGCUUUGCACAAAAAGGGCUUCACAGGCGAAAGCUUCGAAAGGAGGGAGGUUUAAUUGUUGUGAAAAUUUCAGGAAAGAAUUUCAAGAGAACUUUCUCCUCUACAUUUCCUCCGUUAUUCAGUAUGUAAUUUAGCAAUAACAAAAUAAUUUAUCUUGCUUGUGUUGGUAGGACCCCAUGUGGCAUUAUUAAUUACCAUUGCACUAAUGCAUUUAUCACCUUUC